This is a messenger RNA of Acipenser ruthenus (sterlet), 5967 nucleotides long. RefSeq names its product ATP-sensitive inward rectifier potassium channel 12. NCBI's taxonomy places the organism in Eukaryota, Metazoa, Chordata, Actinopteri, Acipenseriformes, Acipenseridae. The record is from RefSeq and is a predicted model, not a curated record. Gene Ontology annotation, cellular component: plasma membrane. The coding region runs from base 734 to 2020 and encodes 428 amino acids. Gene Ontology annotation, biological process: regulation of monoatomic ion transmembrane transport; potassium ion import across plasma membrane. The transcript has 2 exons. Gene Ontology annotation, molecular function: inward rectifier potassium channel activity.
UUGGCAGUGCUGUAGGAGGGAGUGUUUGGAUUAUGUUAGCCCACAGUGGCUUUGAGUUCCAGCUACUGUGACAUGCUGAGGGAGCGAGCGAGAAAGAGAGAGAAAACUGCAGCAGAUCAGGAUCAGAUAGCAAAGAAAGAGAGAGAGGGAGAGGGAGAGGGAGAGACACCAAUUAAAACAUUGGCGAUGGAGAUGGAACUGCCUCCAACACACAACAAGUAGACGACCCUGCACAACUCCAAGCAGGAUCUAAAGGAGGAAAAGAUAUCACAUGUUUUUUGUACUGGGAGAUUGUUACUUAGCCCAAGUCUAGCAGUGGCAGUGGUGUGUGCAAUAUUGUUUUUUUUUUGGAGGGGGAGGAAAGGAUUGAGCUAUAGUUGAAGAUUACUCUUGCUUCACUAACAUUACUAUCGGGGGGAGACCUGGAAGACACUGCAAGAGGACUGAUGGAGAUGAACAAGUUCAAGGGUUUUUUAUGCUUCUGUCUGAAAUGGAUGGAUUGGUUUUAUCCAUAGGUGUUUAAAAUAAAAAACAAUUAUAAAGCCAGACGGAAAAUGGGAAGCUUCAGCUAGAGAAGAGGGGAUACGAAGUAACUGAAAGGGUCUAACUGGAUUUAUAUAUGACGACUGAAAGAGCUGAAAAACCUGGACUUCAUGCUGAAUGUUUUGUGAACAUUAAGUAGGGACACAGGUCUACGACAUACCCAGGGCCACGAUUCUUGCACUAGACAGGGAUGAGUGUUGGCAGAAUAAACCUUUACAGCAUUGUAUCUUCAGAAGAAGACGGCCUAAGGCUGACCACCAUGCCUGGAGUAAACGGUUUUGGAAACGGCAAAAUUCACACCCGGAGGAAGUGCAGGAACAGGUUUGUGAAGAAAAAUGGACAGUGCAACGUCCAGUUCACCAACAUGGAUGACAAGUCUCAAAGAUACAUGGCUGAUAUGUUCACAACAUGUGUGGACAUCCGCUGGCGGUACAUGCUGUUGGUCUUCUCCCUUGCCUUUUUGAUAUCAUGGCUGCUGUUUGGAUUUGCUUUUUGGCUGAUCGCCCUCAUCCACGGAGAUCUAGACAACCCUGCGGGUGAUGACAACUUCAAGCCUUGUGUUUUGCAAGUCAAUGGCUUCAUAGCUGCUUUUCUUUUCUCCAUUGAAACUCAGACCACCAUUGGAUAUGGGUUUCGCUGUGUCACUGAGGAAUGUCCUGUUGCUGUUUUCAUGGUGGUCUUUCAAUCCAUCGUUGGGUGUAUUAUCGACUCUUUCAUGAUUGGUGCAAUCAUGGCAAAGAUGGCACGGCCAAAGAAGAGAGCCCAAACCUUACUUUUCAGUCAUAAUGCUGUAAUAGCGAUGAGGGAUGGGAAGCUUUGUCUCAUGUGGCGAGUCGGGAACCUUAGGAGGAGUCACAUUGUUGAGGCCCACGUCAGGGCUCAGUUGAUUAAGCCACGCAUCACAGAAGAAGGGGAAUACAUACCCCUUGACCAAAUUGACAUAAACGUUGGGUUUGAUAAAGGUUUAGACCGUAUCUUCUUGGUUUCUCCAAUAACAAUUAUUCACGAAAUUGAUGAGGAGAGUCCUUUAUAUGGCAUAAGCAAACAGGAAUUAGAAACGGCAGAUUUUGAAAUUGUGGUUAUACUUGAAGGGAUGGUGGAAGCCACCGCUAUGACAACCCAAGCCCGUAGCUCAUACCUGGCAAGUGAGAUUCUUUGGGGCCACAGGUUUGAACCUGUCCUCUUUGAGGAGAAAAACCAAUACAAAGUGGACUAUUUCCACUUCCACAAAACCUACGAGGUGCCCUCAACUCCACGCUGUAGUGCCAAGGACAUGAUUGAGAAUAAAUUCCUGGUUCCUAGUACCAACUCUUUCUGUUAUGAAAAUGAACUUGCUUUUAUGAGCAGGGACGAGGAAGAUGACGAGGACAGCCGAGUGCUGGAUGACUUGAGUCCAGACAGUAGGCAUGAAUUUGAUAGACUACAAGCCACCAUAGCACUGGAUCAGAAGUCAUACAGGCGGGAAUCAGAGAUAUGACCCCUAACCAUUGACCUUGUGUCAGCUUUUUUUGGUUUGUUUUGUUUGUUUUAAUGAAUACAUGCAGAACAAUGCAAGUGCCAUCGGACAACUUAACUACUGUAAUAACAAAUCAGUGGGCAAGAUUCUUGUGAAUCUAGAAGAGUAAGCAGAAAUACUGAAACAAAAUACAAUUACCAAAUAUUGUGGUAAGAAAAACAAAAAAUAAAUAUGGCUUCCUGGAAGUAUGUCCGAGACUAAGAAAUCAGGUGACAUAAAAUUAUCUUGUUUCUUAAUGAAAACUUGAAUUUUUUUUUUUGUAAGAUGGCUGAAAGCUUAAAAUAAAAUAAUACAAAUAAAUGUAAUAUAGAAAUUAAAGAGAUUAUUUAGCAUUGAUCUGUAAAUAGGUUGCCUAGGUAAGUUAUAUGUUGUAACUAAACAAUUGGAAUUGCAAUGUUUUUUGCCUGCUUUUUUAAGCUCCUAGGACACCAGCGUGAAUGCAGUAUUGCCACAAUUAAGAGAUAAUGUAGUUAUCCACAUUUGAAAACUUGGGCAUAUACACAAAGGAGCUAUAGAUUUGUGGUGCAUGCAAAUUUCCUUGGACUCACACUGCAACAAUGCACAGCAAAUAAGCCACACACUCUGAGUGACUACUAUGUUGGCAAGCACAAUUUACUGUAGAAUAUGUAAAAUUACUGGUACAAAAAGCUUGACAAAACAGACAUGGCAAACAGGCUUAACCCUUUGAGAACUGAAUUUAUUUUACACCUCUAAAAUGACAUGGAAGCUGGUGAAUAUUAAGGAAAUGUAAUUUAAAUAAAGAAGACACAAUCCUAGUAAAGGAAAGCAAUAUUGCCAUGAACAGAUCCAUCAUUUUACUACCAUAUACUGUUAAAUAGUCAUAAACUGUGUGCAUUCACAGGUGACCUCCUGAAUAUAGGGGAAGCAGUGAACUUAGUACUCAAUUGAAACAAAUACUUUCUAGUUCCUCCAGUUGAAUUACAGUAAUUGGUGGUAAAGUAAAAUAAGUAAAGUUUAAAACGUACAUACACUAAUUCAUCAAAUUGAAACUUGAAAAUCAGCACCUUCUGAACUGCAUCCAGUUGAAGGACAUAUUGUCAGAAAAGUUUUAUUAGUUAGCUAUAACUUUCCUUCUCUUUUUUUAUUUUUACAACUUGCACAAAACAGUUAAACUAUAUUAUAUACAGUAUAUACAAAAGUAGCUUUCGAGUUCAGACGAGAGAAAGCAGUAGCUAUAUAACUAUCGGUAAUCAGGAUAUGCAAAUUUCAACAUUACAAGAGCCAAUCAAAUCAUGUGAAAGUCACCAAAAGUCUCCUACAUUCACAGUGCUUCAAAAGUCACUGUAACUGCAAACAUGUUUCGUCCUGUUUGGGGCUCAUCGGUGCAGCAUAACUGUAAUCCAAUUAGUGAAAGUAAUUAAGUCAAGUAAAUCAAGUUAAGGCAAAAGAAAGCAGUAUCUACAGAAUUAUGGGUAAUCAGGAUAUGCACAGCCCCAAACAGGGCAAAACAUGGCUGCAGUUACUGUACUCUGACUUUUAAAGUGCUGUAAAUGUAGAAACCUUUUGGCAACUUUCACAUGAUUUGAUUGGCUCUUGUAAUGCUGAAAUGUGCAUAUCCUGAUUACACAUAAUUAUAUAUAUAUAUAACAUAUUUUCACAUUGGUUAAUAAGGCUAAUAUUCCCGAAGGAUUCAGAAAACAGCUGCACAGGAAAUUAAUCCACUUCACCAGUCAAUAUGAAGAGUCUGGAAAAUGGAAAAAUGCGUUAUGUGAAUUAGAUGUAAUAAAAUGUUUUUUUUGUUUGUUUUUUUUUUACUUCCUUGGUUAUUAGUGCUUCCAAAUAUGUAUUCAAAUAAUACCCCCAAAUAAUAAUCAGUUGUCAUAUAUCAGAAAUACAUCUAUGUUAAACAAAACUCUUUAAAAUUAUUUGAACCAUACCAAUAUUAUAAUUGCAUUUACAACUAAAAUUCAGACUAUUAACCCCUGUUCAGUAUUAAUUUGCCAUGGAUCCUGUUUCUCCCUAAUGCCUUAUUGAAAAGCAAUAAAUUAACCACAAAAUGAAUUAAAUAACUUCAUCAUAGUGUGUACUGUAUCAUCAACCUUUGUGUACAAUGCUAUUGUAACGUGAAGCAAUACAGAAUGCAGUGUAUGUUUUUGAGGCAGUAGCUACAGGAAUGCAGUUGCAAAUGUGUUUUCUUCUAAUAUCAAAGCUAUUUAAAAAAAACAGAAAAAGCAACUCGUUCUGCUGUUCAUAUGUAUGUUACUUUUAUUAGACUAAAGCAAACAUAAGGUCAUUCUGUCAUGACUUUACUUGACUUUACAUACUAGUCGUGGUCCACUGACAUAAGUAUACAUUUACUACAUUUGCUAUUUAAUACUGUUUAUUAUAAAGAAAGCUAUUUAGAUAGAGAUUAACAUUUUGAAUUUACCAUUUGAUAUGAAUUUUCCUUUUUGAUUUUGUAAAAUAAGAAAACCCAAAAAGCUUUACCUUGUUGUAUCUCACAGAACACAGUGUCUUGAUGUUACAAUCUUAUAUUAUUAUAUAUAAAUAUUGACCACAUUUCUAUGUAAAAAGAGAAAUUGCAACUCUUUCCAUAUGAUAAAGAGAUAUAUUGAUAUAGUGGAUUUUGCCUGUCCUAGGGAAACGAUUCAGGUAGUUUCAUGCAAACUUGUUCAUCAUUAAAAUGAUUUAGCUCACAAAACCACUGCAUACAUCUUAUCUGUUUGCAUUUCCAUUAGCAACAUAGGCCUUGAAUGUGCAGCUUUGAAAGAAACAUGAUAUCUGGUACUACUUUAGGUUAAAGAAAGGUCUCAGUUUCUGUGCCUUAUUCUCAGGAUAACUGUUACACUUGCACUUCCUGGAUCAUUUUACCACAGCAGUGUCUUCUGAGUCAUGUUAAAAGCAUGCCAGCUGGUUGGUUAAUUAGAGGAAAGAAGCCAUUGAGGUGUGGGGAUCAACGAUGUGCAUCCCUAACUAAAAGCAUGGCUUGCAAACAGAGACUUUAACCUAGUACCAGAUAUUAUGUUUUAAGAUAAAAAUACAUACUAUACAUACAUGUGUUUCUUUCAAAACUGCACAUUUGAGACCUAUGAAGCACAACAGGUUAGAUUCGUGGGAUUGUUUUGUUAGCUCUGUGUACUUUAAUAACAUGAUCACCUAAAGAAGUGUUCAUGCAUAUAAAUAACAACGGUGUAAGAAACUGCGAGACUUCUCUGCACUUCUCUGUAUUUAGGGCGGGUACAAAUUCUCAUAUCUUUGAUCUCUCUUUUUUAAAGGUUAGAUCUUUGCUAUCAACCCUCUCCUUCAUAUAUGUAUAGCAGUCACUGCUGGGAGUUACUUUAAUAUUCUUUCAGGUCAAAUAUUGCACUGUUGUGAUACCACAAAGUACCUCCAGAAGUGAGUUAUUUUUAUGAGUAACUCGACUCCAAUAUGAUGUUUGCAAUCGUUCUGAGUGGUCCUGUUGAUGUAAUAUUUAGUUGUUAUCAUGUUUCUCUAGAUCUGUCUUUACCUGUAUGUGAGCUUGUCUGGAUACAGAUUCCUAUUGCAUUAAAAUUGCUGUAUGUGUCAAAAGGCUAGGCCAGCAGAGUUACAGGGAGUCACAUGGUUCACUGGAAUGAGGAAGUCUAUUCAGUGCAAGGCCGUUAGAAUCCUCCAGGUGAGCUCAAAGCAAGAUGAAGCAGGUAAAGUACUAACUCAGUACAGGAGCAACACAACCCAGAACCGCUCAGGAUGAUUGCAAACACCACACAAAGGUAAGGGUGGGGUGAACAAAUAAAAAGAAAUGACAUUUCAGUCUAUUUUUAAUUGAAUAAUUCUAAGUUUUAAAAUUGAAAACUCUAGGACCCCCAACAUCAUUUUGAAUUGUCUGAUGUAUGUGUACAUGACUGAUUACACUAUGUAACAAAAUUUUUGUUCCUGGGUAGUAAGUGUUAUUUCCUAAUUGCUUA